Eimeria necatrix is the source of this 12555-nucleotide messenger RNA. RefSeq lists its product as hypothetical. Bases 1 to 12555 code for a protein of 4184 amino acids. NCBI's taxonomy places the organism in Eukaryota, Apicomplexa, Conoidasida, Eucoccidiorida, Eimeriidae. The record is from RefSeq and is a predicted model, not a curated record. Gene Ontology annotation, biological process: signal transduction. The transcript is spliced from 5 exons. Gene Ontology annotation, cellular component: membrane. Gene Ontology annotation, molecular function: heme binding; electron transfer activity; iron ion binding.
AUGGCGUAUAGCUGUGCACCGCCUGGGGCCUCUCCUGCGGCAAGUUUCAGCCCUCCUCCCGUAGCAGCAGCAGCAGCAGCAGCAGCAGCAGCAGUAGCAAAUGAGGCAGCAGCAGGCCGGCCAGCAUCUCUUGCUGCUGCUGCUGCAGCAGCAAACGGAGCGCUCUGCCUCUCACCUGCUGUGGCUUGCAGCAGCAGCAUUGCGCGCACUCUGGAGGCCCUACAGAGCCUGCAGCAGCUGCUGCUGAAACCCUCAGCAGCAGCAGCAGCAGCAGCAGCAAGUGCUGCUGCUGCUGCUCCAGGGGAGUAUGACGCAACAACAGGGGACCUGCUUCCUCCUUCGACGUGGCAGCAGCAGGAGCUGCUGCUGCAACAGCAGCAGCAGCGGCUCAGGAAACAGCAGAAACGACUGCAGCAGCAGCAGGCACUGCUCCUUCUUGAGCAGCAGCAGCAGCAGCAGCAGCAGCAGCAGCAGCGGCAGCAGGAGGAAGUGUUUGUUAAGAGAAUUGCUGCCGAGGUCCACGUGUUGGUUUCUGCUGCAGCAGAUCUGCGCAGCCCCGCGCUGCAGCAGCUGCUGCAGCAGGUGGUUGUGGGCGCCGCUGCUGCAUGCAGGCAGCAGCAGCAGCAGCAGCAGCAGGAAGAGCCUUCAGCAGCAACAGAGGCAGCUGCAGCAGCAAGCGAGGUGCUGCUUGCUGCGCUGACGCCUUCGGUAAUCAGCAGCAGCAGCAGCAGCAGCCAGCUGCUGCUGCUGCCUCCGGGUCUGCUGCAGCGGCUGUCUUACUUGGCCCUGAGCGGCCUCGGGCUGCAGCAGCUGCCGCCACUUGCUGCUGCUGCUCCGCUGCUGCAGCAGCUGCUGCUGGACCACAACUGCCUCACGGAUGACUCCCUCCGCUCGCUGCAGCAGCUGCAGCAGCUGCAGCAGCUGUCGCUCUCACACAACCGCCUGCGCCUCCCAGGUCUCUGCUCUGCUGCUGCUGCUGCUGCUGCUGCUGGAGGCUCUGAGCAGCAGCAGCAGCAGCAGCAGCAACGGCAGGGAGGUCCGACGGGGUCCUUUGCUGCGGAUGGGCUUCCCCAACCAGCAGCAGCAGCAGCAGCAGCAACGCUAAGUAGCAGCAGCAGCAGCAGCAGCAGCAAGGGGCUAUUUGGCAUCUGUUCUCUGCUGCAGUCCCUGCCUUCGCUGCUGCUGCUGGACAUCAGCAGCAACAGCCUCUGCUCGCUGGGUGAGCAGCUGCAGAGCUUGUCGCUGCAGCAGCUGCUGUGCUGCAGCAACAACUUGCGGGAGCUGCUGCUGCUGCAGCAGCUGCCGCAGCUGCUGCUGCUCGAUGCCCGCCACAACCCUAUUGAUGUUGUAGGGGGGCUCGACUGCGCGCCGAAGCUGCAGCGCCUGCUGCUCUCAGAGCAGCAGCAGCAGCAGCAGCAGCAGCAGCAGCAGCAGCAGGAAGAGACGGAAGCUAGAAAUAUAGAGGUGUGCCACGACGCCCUAGAGAGCGUUGAUGUGGAGUUGCUGCCUCCGCAGCAGCAGCAGCAGCAGCAACAGCAGCACUUGAUGGAGCAGAGGACUGCAGCACCAACAGCAUGCAACAGCAGCAGCAGCAGCAGCAGCAGCAGCAGCAGCAGGGGCACUCUUGCUGCUUGCCGGUGGCUCUCGGUGUUGCGCUGGCGGGUGCCGCAGCUGCAGCAUUUGACAAUCAGCAGCAGCAGCAGCCGCAGCACCCCGCUGCAGCUUCCUGAGGAAUGGCUGAAACCCCCCAGCAGCAGCAACAGCAGCAGCAGCAGCAACAGCAGCAGCAGCGGCAACAGCAGCAGCAGCAGCAGCAGCGGGAUUCUGCGGCCGCUUGCUGCUGCGUGCGUCUUCCCGCGUCUGCGUCGCGUGUCUGUGGUUGGCUGCUGCUGGUCUGCUGCUGCGCUGCAUGCGUUUGCUGCAGCGCCGCUGCCGCUGCUGCAGCAGCUCGACUUGAGGUGCUGCAGCUUGCUGCUGCUGCCCCCUGAUGUCUUCGUGAACAAGCAGCAGCUGAAGCUGCUGCUGCUGGAUGCAAAUCCGCUGCUGUCUCUGGAGGCUUUGCUGCUUGCGUUGAAGCCAAUCGCACCAACGCUGCAGCACUUGUCACUGCGAGACACUCCUAUAUGCGACGGUCUUUAUCCGUUGCUGCAGCACCAGCAGCAACAGCAACGGCAGCAGCAGCAGCAGCAGCAGCAGCAACACGAGGCAGCAGUGCAACCUCCCUUCUCUUUUUUGCUUACAGAGUCGCUGUACGAGUUGAUGGUAGAGCAGCAACAGCGAUGGCAGCGGCAGCAGCAGCAGCAGCAGCAGCAGCAGCAGCAUGAGUCCCUGGCGAAGCCGAUUGCACAGAGAGAUUUGUUCUCACCUCCGGAUCGCAAAGCAGCAGCAGCAGCAGCAGCAGCAGCAGCAGCAGCAGGUAAUGCUGCUGCUUCUGGCGCUUUCCAACGGAGCGGUGUAUCGGAGAGUCGCUGGGUCUACAGGCGAGCUGUUGCUGGGGCUUGCCCGGAGCUGGUGUCGCUUGAUGGGCUGCUGCUGCAGCAGAAGCCGGAGCUGGCCGACCCUGUUGCUGCAACAGUUGCUGCUGCAGUUGCCAAGGCUGUGCUGCCCCCCAGUACUCUCGCAGCAGCAGCAGCUGCUGCUGCUGCAGCAAAGAAGGGAGAGAGAGCUGCUCACCAGCCGCACAAAGCCAGCCUGCCCAAUGGGGCUCUGCAGCAGCAGCAGGACAACCAGCAGCAGCAGCAGCAGCAGCAGCAGCAGUUGUACUGCAGCAACGGCGCUGCUGCGCAUGCAGCUGGAGAAGCUGUUAAGCCCCUUUCCGCUUCUUUGCUGCUGCCCUCCCGAGGACGGGCACCGGGUGUAUCGACAGCUGCUGCGGGUGCGCUGAGGAGCCGCAGCAGCAGCUGCCCGAGCAGCAGCAGCAGCAGCAGCAGCGGAGGCAGAAACAGCAAAGGCAGCAGAAGCAAGAGCUGCAGCAGCAGCGAGAACGGCGCAGCAGAGGUUGUCGCUCCACUUAGUGGCGCUGAUUUGGACGCUGCUGCUGCAGCAGCCAAUGCAGCAGCAGCAGCAGCGCCUGCUGCAGGAGCAGCUGCUGCAGCUGCACCCACUGCGUUUACUGCUGCAGCAGCACCUGUUGCAGCAGCAAGAGCUGCUGCUUCAGGCAGCAGGCGCUCGUGGCUGGCAGGAGUUGUGGGGCGGCUCGUUCCCGCACAGCUGAAGAACUCGUUUGCCAGCCAGCAGCAGCAGCAGCAGCAACAGCAGCAGCAGCAGCAGCAGCAGCUCCAGCAAGGCGCACAGGGCCUUGCAGAUGCCAGCAGAGCUGCCAGUUUAGAUCUGCAAAGAGGUGGGAGCGGUGGCCCUGCACCAGUAGCUGCUGCUGCUGCUGCUGUUGCUGCUGCUGCUGCAAAGGUUUCUGCUGCAACGAGCGCGCCUGCUGCUUCUCCUUGUACUGGUUUUGCUGCUGCUGCUGCGAGUUGCUGCGCUGCUGCAGAUACAGAGACACUAGGAAUGGCAGCAGCGCCCCCCACAAGACCGUGGCAGAGGCCUGACUGUGUGCCAUCGCUGGCCUUCAACAGCAGCAGCAGCAGCAGCAGCAGCAGCAGCAGCACGGACAGCAGGGCAGUGAGCGCUGUUGCGGAACAGCAGCUUGACGAAACAGCGGAAGCUGGACUGGUCGACAAGCAGCAGCAGCAGCAGCAACGGCAGCAGCAGUUAUCCCCUUUGAGACUCAACAGCAGCGGCAAACUCCACGGCAGCAGCAGCAGCAGCAGCAGCAGCAGCAGCAGGUGCAGCAGCCAAGAGAACUUGGAGGUUUUCAAGAGCUGCGACUUGGGCCUCAGCGUCUCUCAGAGCUCUCUUUGCUGGGCCUCCCCAAAGACGGACCCACAGCUCAGCUUGCCAGCUGCUGCUGCUGCUGCUGCUGCUGCUACUGCUGCUGCUGCUGCUGCUGCUGACGCUGCUGCUGAGGGUGGUGGCUCUCGCCUGCUUGGACUGGAGGAUUUGGAGUUGCCCUCUUCCCGACAGUCUAUACGCGCAGCAUCAGCAGCACUGAGGGCAGAGGGAGCAGCAGCAGCAGCAGCAGCAGCAGCAGCAGCAGCAGCAGCAGAAGUAGGGGCGUUGCGCGGCUCGUCCUCGGACUUUAGCAGCUCAGGAGAAUGGGAGGAGUUGUUUGAUGGGGAUGUUGCUGCAGGUGCUGCUGCUGCUGCUGCUGCUUCUGCUGCAGCCAUUCAGGGAGCAGCGACGGCAGCAGCAGAAGCAGCAGGUGCUGUGGCUGCUGCUGCACCAGAUGAGUUUUUACUACCAGACAGCUGCACGUAUGGCGCAGCAAAUGCAGCAGCAGCAACAGCAGCAGGAGAGGUCGAUGUAGGUGAAGUAUUUGAAAAGCCAACAGACACCUCAACGGCUCCUGCAACUCCUUCCCCUGCUGCUGCUGCUGCUGCUGCUGCUGCUGGGGAUGGGGUGGCGCAUCUGCUGCUGUCUGGCUCUGCACAGAAGGCAGCAGGCGCCAAAGAUGUUCUCCCUGCUGCAGCAAUCGAAGCAGCAGCAACUGCUGCUGCUCCUGCUGCACUUGCUGCUUCAGAGGCGAAAAUCCCAGCAACAAUGUGCUUCGAUGAGCGUCCAGCAGCAGCAGCAGCAGCAGCAGCAGCAGCAGCAGGUGACUCCCUUUGUAUAGCCUUGCCGCAUUUCGAAGAUGGUGCAGACACGGCCGAAGGAAAGGGCAGCAGCAGCAGCAGCAGCAGCAGCAGCAGCACGUUAGCAGAUGCUUCGAGAGCAGCAGAGUGGGAGGCAGUUGCAGCAGCAACAGAAGCAGACGCUGCAGCAAAGGCUGCUGAAGCAGCAGAGGCCGUGGCAGCUGCUGCAGAGAGAACAGCACGCGAGGCUGAAGGCGUUGCAGCAGCAGCCGCUGCUGCUGCUGCUGCUGCAGAGGAAGCUGCUGCUGCAGCAAGACAAGAGUCUAUGCGUGCGAAGGGCGUGAGGGCGCAGCGAACGCAUGCAACGACCAUAGCGGGAGCUGCUGCUGCUGCUGCUGCUGCAGGCCGCCAAGCAGCACUGCACGCUGCUGCUGCUGCUGCUGCGCGGUCUGCCCAAGCAGCAGCUGCUGCUGCUGAGGCCGAUGCCACGGCAACAGCAGCGAAGGAGGCAGCAGCAGCGGCGAGCGAACUGCUCAUCGAGACAGAAGCUGCUGCUGCUGCUGCUGCGAUAACAGCAAAGGAAGCAGCUGCUGCAGAAGCUUACGCGUGCAGCGCUGCUGCUGCAGCACAGAAGGAAGCAGAGGCAGCAGAACGCUCUGCCGCAGCAGCAAGGAACCGGGCAGCCGUUGCAAAGAAUCGACAAGCUGCUGCUGAACGUGCAGCAGCUGAUGCAGAAGCUGAAGCAGCAGCAGCAGAAGCAAAAGCUACAGCAUCUGAAGCCGCAGCAGCAGAAGCCGCAGCAGCACAAACUGCAGCAGCAGAAGCCGCAGCAGCAGAAACCGCGGCAGCAGAAACCGCAGCAGCAGAAGCCGCAGCAGCAGAAGCUGCAGCGUCUGAAGCUGCAGCAGCAGAAGCCGCAGCAGCAGAAGCAGCAGCAGCAGAAGCCGCGGCAGCAGAAGCCGCAGCGGCAGAAGCCGCAGCAGAAGAGGCUGCAGCAGCAAAAGCGGCAGCAGCAGAAGCCGCAGCAGCAGAAGCUGCAGCAGCAGAAGCUGCAGCAGAGGAGGCUGCGGCAGCGGAGGCUGCAGCAGUAGAAGCUGCGGCAGCGCAAGCUGCAGCAGCAGAGGUUGCAGCAGCAGAAGCGUCAGCGGCACAAGCUGCAGCAGCAGAAGCUGCAGCAAGAGCUGCAGCAGCGGAAGCCGCCAAAGCGGAUGCUGCAGCAGCCGAGCUCUCAGCAGCAGGGGAGCUUUCAGCAGCAAUAGCUGCAGCAGCAGAAGCUGCAAAAGCAGAAGCUACUGCAGCCGAGGCUGCAGCAGCAGAGGCUGCGGCAGCAGAAGCAGCAGCAACAAAAGCAGCAGCAACACAGGAGGCAGCGGCAAAAGCAGCAGCAGCAGAAGCGGCAGCAUCAGACUCCGCAGCAGCAGAAGCGGCGAAGGCAGAUGCAGCCGCAGAGGAAGCGGCAGCAGCAGCUGCUGCAGCAGCAGAAGUCGCAAGAGCGAAAGCUGCAGCAGCAGAGGCGGCGGCAGCAGAAGCAGCAGCAACAGCAGCAGCAGCAUCAAAGAGUGCUGGAGGGAAUGCAGUGGGAGUCGCAGCUGCAGAAGCUGCUGCAGCAGAGGCUGAAGCUGCAGCAGCGGCCGAUGCUGCUGAAGCAGCGGCAGCUGCAGCAGCAGCGGCAGCAGCUGCAGGAGCUGCUCUGCCGGCUUCCUCAACUAUUGCAGCCGCAGCAAUACCUGCAGCAGCAGGAACUGCUGCUGCUGGUGCAGCAGCAGCAGCAGCGCCGCCUGCCGAGGCACGGAGGGCCUUUGCUCCAGAUGCUGCAGCAGCAGCCGCAGCAGCAGCAGCACCGCCAGCAGCAGGACCAGCGGAGCCGGCAGACGCUGCAGCUCCAAGUAGUGCAGCGGGAGCCGAAGCAGCAGCAGCAACCGCAGCAACAGCAGCAGCAGGAAAUACGGUUGGGAAGCCCCGAGCAGUUGCAGCAGAAGCAAGUGCGGCUGGUGCAGCAGCAGCUUUGCCAGCAAUCGCAGCAGCAGGAAAUGAAUCUGCCGCAGCACAUGACGCUGCUGCUGCUGCUGCUGCUGCUGCUGCUACGGAGAAUGCUGGCGCAGCAACGACGUCGAAGGAAAUGGCUACGGCAGCAACGUCUGGAAACAUCGCCGAUGCAGCAGCAGCAGCAGCAGCAGCAGAAAGCGUAGCAAGUGCAGCAGCAGCGGAGGGUAGUUUUGCUGGCCCAGCAGCUGCAGCAGCAGGAGCUGAGGCUGAAGAAGCAACAGCAGAGAGCUCUCCCACUGGAAGCACAUCUAGUACGGAGCAAAAGCCAGCAGCAGCAGCAGCAGCAGCAGCAGCAGCAGCAGCAGCAGCAGAGAAACAGGAGUGGAGAGAAAUGGAUGCUGCAGUGGAAGCUUCUGCGAACAGGACGGUGACAGCAGACGCAGGAGCAGCAGCAGCAGCCGCUGCUGCUGCUGCAGCACUGGAUGAUGGGGCUGAAGGUCUCGCAGCUGCGGCAGAGGAGGCAGUUGCUGCUGCUGAGGCAGCAGCAGAGGCUGCAGCAGCAAGAGCAGCAGCAGAAGCAGACGCAGCAGCAAUGGAGUGGCUGACAGACGCGGCCUGCGACGGCUUUCGGCUCAAUGAGCUGCCAGCAGCAGCAACAGCAGCGUCUGCUGCUGCUGCAGCAGAAGCAGCAGCAGCAGAAGGAACAGCAGAGCAGGCAGAACCGGCCUCGGACUCGGAUCUAGCAGCAGCGCAGAGGGCAGAAGCAGAGCCAGAAGCAGCAACAGCAGCAACAGCAGCAGCAGCAGCAGCAGCAGCAGCAGCAGAGGCAAACGAAAGCGCUGUGUUGCCAUCCCCCAUCUGCGGAGCGUCAAGGACGAGCGAGAGGCAGGAGCAAGAGCAGCAGCAGCAGCAGCAGCAGCAGCAGCAGCAGCAAGGGCAGCUGCUGGAGCAAGAGUGGAAGCAGCAGCAGCAGCAAAGGCACCUGCAGCCGCAAACUUCAGUUCUGCAGAAUGCGCAGCAAAUAGCGGCGCAGGUUUCGCCUUCAAGCUCACGCCAUAAAACGAGCAGCAGCACGAGCAGCAGCAGCGGCAAAAGGAGCAGCAGCAGCAGCAGCAGCACAAGCAGCAGCAGCAGCAGCAGCAGCAAGCUAUUUGCUGAGGCACUGACAACGCGCUGCACGACGACUUCGUGCAGCGGCGGGGACGGGGGCGAAGCAUUUCCAGCUUUCGAGGAGGCAUCUGCUGCUGCUGCUGCUGCUGCUGCUGCUGCUAUGGAUGGCUGCUCAGUACAACAGCAGCAGCAGCAGCAGCAGCUACCACAGAAAGAGCAGCCGCAGCAGCAGCAGCAGCAGCAGCAGCAGCGGAGCCUGGAGCAGCAACUGCAGCAGGAGAAACCGACGAAUCUGCAGCAAGAUCUUGAGGACCCUUUUGCUGCUGCGAGCCGCCUCGCAAACGGCAUGCUGCCCCGCAUACGUUUGUUGCUGCUGCAGCUUGCUGCACAUGAUUUGCAGCAGCAGCAGCAGCAGCAGCAGCAGGAUGCACAGGCGCUGCAGCAGGAGCAGCUUGAAGGGCCUUUGCCGCUGCGCAUUUUGCUGCAGGCCUUUUCGAAGGCAGCUGAAUCCAUUGUGCGCAUGCAGAAGCAGCAGCUGGAGCAGCAGCAGCCAAAGCAGCAGCUCCAGCCACUGCAGCAGCUGCAGCAGCUGCAGCAGCUGCAGCUUGCCUCUCUCUCAACUGCAGUUGCUCGCGUACACAAAACAUAUGCAGCAGCAGCAACAGCAGCAGCUGCAGCUUUUUCAAAGGAAGCCCCAGCAGCAGGUGAGCCCCACAGCCCUCCGCAGUACAUCUGCAGCUGCAGCAGCUGCAGCAGCUACAGCAGCAGCGGCUGCUGCAGCAACAGCUGCAGCACGGGCAGCAGCAGCUCGCAGCUCUUGUGUACAGGACUUUGCUUCUGUCUGCGUUGCGGUGUACGUACAGCUGAAGCGCUGCUGCCAUUUGCUGUUGCCCUCCAAAUUGCUGCUGCCUUUUGGGGGGCCCUGAGCAACGCCGUGCAGAUGUCGGCGCUGCAGCAGCAGCACCUGCAGCAGCAGCAGCAGCAGCUGCAGCAGCAGCAGCUACAACAGCAGCGACUACAGCAGCAGAGGCGACCUGUGCGCACGCAGCAGAAACUGCAGCCACUGCCACAGCCACCGCUUAAGCAGCAGCACCCGCAGCAACAGCAGCAGCCGCCGCAGCAGCAGCAGCAGCAGCAGCCGGAACAGCAGCAGCAGCGACGGCAAGAGCAGCAGCCAAGCCAGUUGCUUGCUGCGGCUGCCAUCGAAGCUGAAGCAGCUGCUGCUGCUCCAGCGAAAUGUGUGGCGGCGCAACACGAAGAGCAGCAGCAGCAUCAACGAAAGCAGAAUGCGGAAGUGGUGCAGCAGCAGCAGCAGCCACAAAUGCUGCAGCGGCCGCAACUGCAGCAGCAGCCAGAACUGCAGCAGCGGUCUCAAUUGCAGCAGCAGCCACAACUGCAGCAGCGGCAGCAACUGCAACUGCAGCCACAGGUGCAGCAGCGGUUGCAACUGCAGCAGCGGUUGCAACUGCAGCAGCAGCAACUGCAGCAGCAGCAACAACAGCAGCAGCAGCAACAACUGCAGCAGCAAGUUAAGGGACGCCGUAAUCGAAGUGCUGCAGCACCACCAUACCCAGCCAUGCUUUUUGAUGCGGUGACAUUCAAGCCGCUUCGGACCCCUCAGCAGCAGCAGCAGCAGCAGCAGCAGCAACAGCAGCAGCAGCAGUGUAAAGGAGAAGCGGAGGAGCUGCCGACGCUGCAGCAGUGCUGGCUGGCCUACUGCGCAAGAUCGGGCAGGAUGCAGCAGAAGCAACAUAAGCAGCAGCAGCAACAGCAGCAGCAGCCGGAAUCGCGAAGUCUGCGUUUCACUAGCAGCAGCAGCAGCAGCAGCAGCAGCAGCAGCACAUUUACAAAGGGCCGCCUGCUGCCGAGGUUCUCUCGCCCGCAGCUGCCUUUGCUGCGCCCGCUGCGGCCAACUUCAGCGGGGCAGCAUGCUGCUGCUGCUGCUGCAGCUGCUGCAGCUGCUGCUUCUGGCCGCCACAGACCUGCUGCAGCAGCACGGCCCCUAUCAGCGGGAAUUAGCGGCCGCCGUCGGUCUUCCCUAGUGGCAGCAGCAACAGCAGCAGCAGCUGUUGCUGCGGACUUCGCAGCAGCAACAGCUGCAGCAGAAGAAGCAGCAGCGGCUGCCGAGGCUGAGAAGGCCGCCGCCGAGGCAGAAGCAGCAGCAACAGCAGCAGCAGCAGCAGCAGCAGCAGCAGGGGAAGCAACAGCUUACUCGUCGCUUCGUGCUGCUCUUGCUUCUUCUUCUUCCCUCACUCUCAGCCCCGACAGCUCUUUGUCUCCUCUUUCUGCUGUUUCUAUCAGCAGCAGCCGUAGAGCAGCAGCGCUAAAGGCGUUUGCUGCUGCUGCUGCUGCUGCUGCCGAAGACGAGGACGGCUGCAGCAGCUCAGCAGCAGCAACCCCUAGGCUGCAGUGCCACGGCCUCGCGCUGCCAACACCGCGGCUGCCCGCAGCAGCAGGAGCAGCAGCAGCAGCAACAGCAGCAAGGAAUAAGUCUUCGGAGCCAUGGGCCGCGUCAGGAGGCAGGCUUUCGCUGCAGCAGCAGCAGCAGUGGCAGCAGCAGCAGUCUUUGAGGCAGAAGCGGCAGCAGCAGCUGCAUAGAGACGGCUCGCCGAGGUGCGCAUCCCACAGCAGCAGCAGCAGCUGCAGCAGUGGCUAUGCAGCAGCAGCAGCUGCUGCUGCUAUAGCAGGCUGUGCUGCGCAGCACAAGCCGUCGGGCGUCGCUGCUGCUGCUGCGCCUUCCCACAUCGUGCUGCUGCACGAGCGGACACCAGCAGCAGCUGCAGCAGCAGCAGCAGCUACAGCAGCAGCACCUUCGUCUGCAUCAGCCACUGCAGAGAAACAGCAGCAGCAGCAGCAGCAGGCCUUUGCCCAUAUCCGGCAGCGCAGCUGUGCUGCCGGAAGACAAACUCCAGCAGCAGCAGCAGCAGCAACGCCAGCAGCAGCAGCAACAACAGCACUGGAACGGAAACUCCCGCCACGCCAAAGCUGCUGCUUGCGGCAGACGCCCGGCUGCGGCAGCAGCAGCAGCAGCAGCAGCAGCAGCGCGCGUCUUUGCUGCUGCCAGCAGCGACGUAAUGCAGAUACACUGCACUGCACUGUGGGCAGCAAACCGAGGGCAGCAGCAGCGGCAGCGCCUGGAGCCGGACACGAUGCUGCUGCUGCUGCUGCUGCUGCUGCUGCUGCUGCUGCUGCUUUUGUUGUCGACCACGCGCACAGCGAGCUCGGCACAAAAGCACCUGGCUGUGUGUCGCAGCAGGAGCUGCUGCUGCAGCAGCAGCCUCAGCAGCAGCAACAGCACCAGCUGCAGCCCCUUCUUCGCCUGCAACAGCUGCAGCAGCCGCAACAGCUGCUGCUGCAGCAGCCGCGGCCAAAUCCACUAGACCCUCCUGUGCAGCAACGGGAUGCUGCGCCUUCUUAUCCGCAGCAGCAGCACUUCUUGCAACAGCAGCAGCAGCGAGAGCCGCCGCUGCAGCAGCCGCAGCAACAGCAUCAGCAGCUAGAGCCGCUUCUACAGCAACAGCAGCAACAACUGCUGCAGCAGCAACAGAUGCCCAUUCAUCAAAAGCAGCAACAGCAGCUUUUGGAGCAGCAGCAGCAGCUGCAACAACAGCUGCAGCUGCUGCAGCAGCUGCAACAGCAGCUGCAGCCGCUGCAGCGGCAGCAGCAGGCGAUGCAGCAGCAGCAGCAGAUUGCGUCGCCACCAGCAAAUAUAUCUCCGAUAGGCGCUGCAGCAGCAACGCAGCACUGCGUGUCAUCUGGGGCUGAACAGCGAGCUGUGCUGCUGCAGCGCGGUGUUGGCUGCAGCUGCUUUGGAAGUGUGUUGCAGCAGCAGCAGCUGCAGCAGCAGCAACAGCAGCAACAGCUGCAACAGUCGCAGCAGCAGGUGCUGCUGCAACAUCAGCGCGCAAUUAUGCCCUCCGUGCUAUCUGUUGAGAAGCCUUUGGUUCCUGUUGGUUGUGCAACAGGAGCAGCAGCGCCUGCUGCUGCUGCUGCUGCUGCUGCUGCUGCUCCAGAAUCAUCGAUCCUUCCCGCUGCAGCAGCAUUAGCAGCAGCAGCAGCAACAAUGCCGGGGCGGGUGCUGCACACCAUGGAACCUCUUGCUGCUGGGGAUGCGGCUGACAGCUUUUGCAGUCAGUUCCUCUCCAGCUGCAGCAGCAGCAGCAGCAGCAGCAGCAGCAGCAGCAGCAGCAGCGGGAACAUCCCGUCUGCUGCUCUUUUUUUCUUCGGAUGCGCCGACCCGCAGCUGCUGCGAGCUGCGUCUGCAGCAGGAGGGCUGCAGCAGGCGGCAGCACAGGCAGCAGCCUUAGCAGCACCACUGCAGCAGCAGCAGCAGCAGCAGCAGCAACAGCCGCAGCUGGUGGCAGCCAUCAUCCUGGGUGUUUCUGUCUCUGCUGCGGAGGCAGUUAUGGGGCCAGACGCAGGCGCAGCAGCAGCAGCAGCAGCAGCAGCAGACGGGCACUCCUUUCGCCGUGACCUGCUCAGCUGCCCUUUGUCUGCUGGGUACCAGCAGCAGCAACAGCAGCAGCAGCAGCAGCAGCAGCAGCAACUGUCAACUGCCCUGCUCUGUGCAGUUUCUCUGGGCGUAUGCCGCGUGGAGACGAAGUUGCUGCUGCAGGAAGUGCAGCCGCGCAUGCUGGUUUGCGGGAGGCCCACUGUAAAUGAAGGCAGCACAACAGCAGCUGCUGCUGCUGCAGCAGCAGCAGCACCAGCAGCAGCAGCAGCGGAACCCCCCAAGCUAGUGUCCCCUUUGAUGCUGCUGCCGGCAUCAUUCUUUUCUGGCUGCGACUCUGUGCUGCUGCAACGCCAGGGCCUCUUAGCCGUUGCUGCGUGA